This is a messenger RNA of Colossoma macropomum (tambaqui), 1411 nucleotides long. RefSeq names its product ybeY metalloendoribonuclease (gene ybey). The coding region runs from base 520 to 1026 and encodes 168 amino acids. The transcript has 4 exons. Gene Ontology annotation, biological process: rRNA processing. Lineage: Eukaryota; Metazoa; Chordata; Actinopteri; Characiformes; Serrasalmidae. Gene Ontology annotation, molecular function: metalloendopeptidase activity. The record is from RefSeq and is a predicted model, not a curated record.
GACAGCUGAGGCGGGCCGGGUAGAGAGAGGCGGUGUUCUAAGCCAAACCCCCUUUUCAGAAAGUGUGACCAGCAUUAAAAGAGUAAUUAGGAUAUUCUGAUAGCAUAAAUCAUCGUAGCAGGGAGUAAGCGGCAAUAUUAAGAUUAGUCUGUAUGAUAGACUUGAAGUAAGCCUGAAUUAACACGAAAAACACAAGUUACCACGCUGCAGUAAUGAUGUGCGCAUGCUCGGUAAGACCGCUCGAUAGGUAGGACAAACUGUUGGAACACCUGUUUACACCGAUGUUUAGAUGUUUUCAUUUCUUGCAGAAAUGACAGAUUUCUGAUUCGGGGCAGUGUUUACUGCACCGUACAGCCAAGUUAGCUACCAUUCCCCUCUAUCAGAGCAGUAAUGCUAGACCUGCAGUCAGGCCGGUCAGUCACCUCGUGAUCCACGAGGGAAAAACUCACCGCAGCUCCAGAGAAGCGGGGGGAGCUUUACGUCUUGUGUGAAGUAUUUUAACCUCUUUUCAUUUCCGUUAUGGGUGUUAUUCUGCGCAAUCUCCAAAACGUGGUUCCCCUCCGACGCGCCAGGCUGCGCAGAGACGUGGAGACCCUGCGACACAUUCUGGGGGUCCAGAAAUUUGAUCUGGGCAUCAUCUGCGUGGACAACCGCAAAAUACAGCAUCUCAACAGGCUCUACAGGAAGAAGAACGAGCCCACAGACGUGCUGUCCUUCCCCUUCUAUGAGGACCUGCGGCCAGGGAAGCUGCCAUGUGCCCUUCACAGAGAUGAGUUUAAUCUAGGAGAUGUUUUCCUGGGGGUGGAGUAUGUAAAGCAGCAGUGUAAAGAAUCAUCCUGCGAUUUUCAUGGCACUCUGACAGUGGUCGCUGCACAUGGAAUCUGUCACUUACUGGGGUACAGACAUGAGACAGAAGAGGAGUGGGAUGAGAUGUUUCAAAGAGAAAGUUAUAUUCUGAGCGAAUUCAACAGGCUGACUGGCAGUCAUCUCGAACCUUUAACAAAAAGAAGCACCCAAGACAGAUGACAAGCUACCAGAAUUAAUGGACUUGAACAAACGAAGAAUAAAGGACAAUCGCCCCCAACUUUCUCUAUUCCUGAGACUUUUGAUGUAAUAAUUAUUUUUGAUUUCAAUAAUUCAAGCGAUUUGGCAUUUGUUUUCUAAAUAAAUUUUAUUUUUAAAAUGCGCUUUAGGAAUUCAAAGAUUGAAACACUAAGCAACUGAUAAUUUUAUACCACUGUUUUUUAGACUGUUCCUUAAAACACCAUACAGAGUUCACUAUUCAGCCCACUCUUGUUAACGCAGUCAGAAAAAAAAAGCAAAAACAGAAAAGCGUAAAUAAAAGUUCUGGAGAUGUAAUUACUGAACAUAUUAAAACAGAGGACAAUGUAACCAGACAGUGGUUUACCCA